AUGAAUUGCACAUAACAUAUUCAAAAUCAAGUGUCAUUCAUUUGCAUAGCUCCUCACAAUUGUUAAUGUUAAAGAAAAUUGUGUGCUUAAUGCUAAUAUGGACAUGGAGUUGAUUAGAAAUAUACUGUGCCAAUAGAAAUUUUUGAAGAUAUAAGGAAGAAGAAAUUUCAAGGAUCUUACCUCAAUUCAACAUCUGAAUUAACAAUAUAAAGAAUGAAUUUUAAGAAAAUGCUUGCUUCAGCUCUAAAAAUGUUAAAAUAAAUUUGGGAUGAAUUAGCAGAAUCAAUAAAACAGAUAUAUGAUUUGAUUGAGAUGGAAGAUAAAUCUUAUUUGAAUUACUUUAACAACAAUGUGAAUCCAUCUGAAUUAUCCUAUACUUAAUUAGAAAAAUUAGUCUAAAUUAUUAUAGGAAAUGCUUUAGAGGAUUGGAAUAUUGAGAAAAAUUCUUAGCUGAAGAGGUUGGAAAUGAAAAAGAAUUAUUGGGAAAUGGAAAUGAAGGGUUUUUGCUAAAAGCUGAAUAAAGAAAUGAAAGAAAUUAGGUAAAUAAUAUAAAAAACAGAUAAUUCCUUUGAAAACAUUCAAUCAAAUAAGGAAAUAGUGUAAAUUUAUAAUGGAAAGUAAGAUUUGUAUCAGGUAUUAACUUAGACGAAGAAUAUUGAUGGAUACUUCCUUAAUUAAUUAAUUUUGAUGUUGAAAAAAGAGAAAAUUACAAAUUUUUUAGAAUUCUUUUCUGAAAAAAGUCAAGAUUAAACUCUAUUUCAAUUUAUCACUAAUUUGAUGUAUAAUAUUAGCGAAAUAGACUUUAAUAAGGAAAAUUAUUCAACUGAGAACUAUGAAUAAAUUAGAAAGGAUUUGAUUAAACAAAUAUCUUAUGAUUAGCACAUUAGUGAAUUUUUGAAAUUCUUAGUACACCUUACAGCUAUUGAUAAGAGAUUUCUCUAAUGUGGAUCUAAUUCACUCCAUUUAUUAGUUGAAAUGAAGGUGGAUUUGAGGAAAUAAAACUUUGAAAAUAUUAGGAUAAGAGACACUUCUAUAGUAGGUGGAAAUUUUGUGAGAUGCAAUUUCAAUGGAUCAGAAUUUGAUAACGUUGAUAUUAGUGGUGUGAACUUAAAUUAAGCGUCCUUGUUUAAUUGUAAAUGGAAGAAUAUCAAAAUACAUGAGUUAAAUAAAUUAAAUGGUCAUUCGGGAACUAUUAAUACACUUUGUUUUUCUCCUGAUGGAACUACAUUAGCAUCUGGUAGUGAUGAUAUCUCUAUUCGUCUAUGGGAUGUUAAAACAGGAUAAUAAAUAGCCAAAAUAGAUGGUCAUUCACAUUAUGUCAUGUCAGUCAAUUUCUCUCCUGAUGGUACUACAUUAGCAUCUGGUAGUGAGGAUAACUCUAUCCGUUUAUGGAAUGUUAAGACAGGAUAAUUAAAAGCCAAAUUAGAUGGUCACUCAUCAACUGUUUAUUCAGUCAAUUUCUCUCCUGAUGGUACUACAUUAGCAUCUGGUAGCAGAGAUAAGUCUAUCCGUUUAUGGGAUGUUAAGACAGGAUAAUAAAAAGACAAAUUAGAUGGUCAUUUAAAUUGGGUAUAUUCAGUCAUUUUCUCUCCUGAUGGUACUACAUUAGCAUCUGGCAGUGUAGAUAACUCUAUCCGUUUAUGGGAUGUUAAGACUGGUUAAUAAAGAGACAAAUUAGAUGGCCAUUCAAAUUGGGUAUAUUCAGUUAUUUUCUCCCUUGAUGGUACUACAUUAGCAUCUGGUGGUAGAGAUAACUCUAUCUGUUUAUGGGAUGUUAAGACUGGGUAAUAAAGAGCCAAAUUAGAUGGUCAUCUAGGUUAUGUUUAUUCAAUUAAUUUCUCUCCUGAUGGUACUACAUUAGCAUCUGGUAGUGUAGAUAGUUCUAUCCGGUUAUGGGAUGUUAAGACUGGGUAAUUAAAAGAUCAGUCAAUUUCUCUCCUGAUGGUACGAUAUUAGCAUCUUGGUAGCGUUGAUAAUUCUAUCCGUUUGUGGGAUGGUUAAACAGGAUAAUAAAAUUCUAAAUUAUAUGGUCAUUUAAGUUGUGUAAAUUAAAUUUGUUUCUCUCCUGAUGGUACUACAUUAGCAUCGGGUAGUUCAGAUAACUCUAUACGUUUAUGGAAUGUUAAAACAGGAGAAUAGAAAGCCAAGUUAGAAGGUCAUUCAAGUGAUGUUUAUUCGGUCAAUUUCUCACCUGAUGGUACUAUGUUAGCAUCCGGUAGCGCAGAUAACUCUAUUCGUUUGUGGGAUGCUAAGACAGGAUAAUAAAUAGCCAAAAUAUAUGGUCAUUCAAAUGGAAUUAUAUCAGUCAAUUUCUCCCCUGAUAGUAAUAAAAUAACAUCUGGUAGUGUAGAUAAAUCUGUCCGUUUAUGGGAUGUUAAGACAGGAUAAUAAUAUGUCAAACUAGAUGGUCAUUUAUCAAUUGUUACUUCAGUCAAUUUCUCUCCUGAUGGUACUACAUUAGCAUCUGGUAGUAGAGAUAGCUCUAUCCGUUUUUGGGAUGUUUAGACAGGACAAUAAAAAGCUAAAUUAGAUGGUCAUUCAGGUUAUAUUUAUUCAGUCAAUUUCUCCCCUGAUGGUACUACAUUAGCAUCUGGUAGUGUUGAUAACUCCAUCCGUUUUUGGGAUGUUUAGACAGGAUAAUAAAAAGCUAAAUUAGAUGGUCAUACAGGUUAUGUUUAUUCAGUCAAUUUCUCCCCUGAUGGCACUACAUUAGCAUCUGGUGGUUCAGAUAACUCUAUACGUUUAUGGGAUGUUAAGACAAGAUAAUAAAUAGCAAAAUUCGAUGGUCAUUCCCAUUAUGUUAAAUCAGUCUGUUUCUCUCCUGAUAGUACUACAUUAGCAUCAGCCAGUAGAGAUAACUCUAUUCGUCUUUGGGACGUUAAAACUGCAAAGGAGAUUUUACUUCAAGAUAACUUUUACAAAGACCUACAUUCAUAGUUUUAAAUGCCACAUUAAAGUUCAUCCUUUUUAUUAACUACUCGUAUUGAUGGUACAAUACUUAGAAUAUGUUAAAAUCCAAUUUUGGAAGCUUUAGGAACUUUAAUCUUGAAAGGAGAAUUAGUAAAUUAUUAAGGCCGGAAUCUAAAAUCAUUAUUCUAAUCUAAAGGGAGUUUCAUUUUUGAAAACAAUAUUGAAUUAAAAUAAAAGAAUCCUGAAAAAUGUGUAUUAUACUGA
Molecule: messenger RNA, 3174 nt
Organism: Paramecium tetraurelia
Lineage: Eukaryota; Ciliophora; Oligohymenophorea; Peniculida; Parameciidae
Exons: 3
Molecular function (GO): protein binding
Source: RefSeq, a predicted model, not a curated record